UUCGAAUAUGGAUAUUCAUAACAGGUGUAAUGGUUUAAAUUGAAUUAGUCUAAAAUGGAUUUGAAUACAAAUGACACCGAUUUUGACGAUUUGUCAUUAUUCGAGGUGGAAAGAAGCGUAAGUAUACCCAUUUAUUCCCCACAUAUGCCCACACAAUCCCGGAAAAACCAUUUCCAGAUAGACUAUUCGACCACACCUUUCAUCAACAACAUAUGGGUAUCGAAAGAUUGCACGGAAAUCAUACUGAAGACAUCCGCAGUCUUGCCGGUGGUGAUCUUCGGGGUGUUCGGCAACGUCAUGGUCAUCUACAUACUGUGGAAAAACGUGAAAAUUCGCACCCCAACUAACCUGCUCAUCGGCCACAUGGCCGUAGCCGAUUCCCUGUCGCUGCUCACCCAUCCCUGGGUCACCCUCACCUACGAUUUCUUCCAAAAUUACCAGCUCGGGGUGGUGGGUUGCAAGGGAGAAGGAGCUGCAGAAUGUUCCAUUCUCAUAGCAAGCGUGAUCAGUAUGUCAGCCAUCACGUAUGACCGUUUGACUGCCAUAGUGCUGCCGAAAGAGACCAGAAUAACUAAAAAGGGGGCCAAGACGAUUAUGGUGGUUACUUGGAUAAUUGGACUGUUGUUAUCCGUUCCCAUAUAUUUAAACAGGCAAUACAGGGAGAGGCAAUGGAAGGAUUUUUUGGAGAAAUACUGCACGGAAAACGUGGUUUUUCUUAACAUCUACUGGUAUGUUAUCAUAACAGUGAUGGUUUAUCUGCCGUUGAUUAUCCAGAUUAUUUGCUAUAUCACGAUAUUCCUUAAGCUGGACAAAUACGAAAAAAUAGCCCUGAAAAAACUGGGCCAGCACAUAAACUACAAGAAAAAAGCGGCCAUUAUGAUGUUCAUUGUUACCAUCGUAUUCAUGGUCUGCAGGCUCCCAUUCACAGCCUUUAUUAUAUACAGGCAUCAAUUAAUAAAAGGCAAAAAACUCGGCGGUUCCAUGGACGUAACAUACCAAGUAAACCAAGUGUAUUAUGUGCUUUGGUUCGUUUCCAAGUACUUGAUUUUCAUCAAUUCCGCCAUCAACCCGUUAAUAUACGGGGUGACCAACGAACAAUUCCUUCGAGCUUUCAAAGCGACGAAAGUAGCCAGGUUGAUAUGCAGGAUGAACCCCAACAGAGCCAUCCCCAAGGAAUCCAAGAAAAUCAAAUCGGACACGACCAACAGAAACGGGAUUUUCUACAUUUUCAAGAAGAAUAAACGCCACCUGCAGGAAGAAAACACCAAAAAGACUUUCAUCAACACUCAUUUAUAAUUUAUAUUGAUGUAUUUAAAAUUGGAUGAAAUGAGUGAAAAUAAAGACGACGAUGAAAAAAUCAAAA
This is a messenger RNA of Phyllotreta striolata, 1363 nucleotides long. NCBI's taxonomy places the organism in Eukaryota, Metazoa, Arthropoda, Insecta, Coleoptera, Chrysomelidae. The record is from the annotation of a GenBank genome assembly.